GUGAGUUCGUGCUGCGUGCAUCGGUGCAUCAGCGUACGUGCGACGUUUGUUUCGCUUAUCCGUCCGUUGUGAUUUUAGUGAUUUGUCGUCGUGCAAAGUCGACGAGGUAGUGUCGCGAGGAUCCGCGGGUUUCGAGGUUCAUGGACGUGUGCCAUCGUUCCGCCGUCAGCUCGUAAGGAAGGCGUCGAUCUUUUAACCGCCCCGCCCCGCUACAACUUGAUACCCUCGGUAGUCGGUACCCUCGUGCAGAGCGGUGUUUCCGUCCCGUUUGCAGACGUAGUAAAUUUUACGAUGUAAACGAGGCAGCGGAGAGGCAAGAGAAAGUCUCUCGCGUUUUGUCCUAUCCCUCUCCGUCCCCCCCUGAGUCGAGAAGGGUGGAUCGUCCAGGUGUCGAAGGUGAGAGGAGCGCGAGGAGAUCCCCGUUCGGGAGUCUUGCCCUGACGGUGACAUCGACGUUUAGAGUUUGAGUGCACAGUUGACAAUCCGGACAACAAACAUGUCGGGCGCACCACAAAUGUCCAGUGGGCUCAGCAAGCUAAAGAAGAAGCACUUCCGGGUGAAGCACCAGAAGGUUAAGCUGUUCCGCGCGAACGAGCCGCUGCUCAGUGUGUUUAUGUGGGGCGUCAAUCACACGAUAAAUGAACUUAGUCACGUUAACAUUCCAGUAAUGCUCUUGCCAGAUGAUUUUAGAGCUUUCAGCAAGUUGAAAGUGGAUAAUCAUCUCUUCAACAAAGAGAACAUGCCCUCCCAUUUCAAAAUCAAGGAAUAUUGUCCGUUAGUCUUUAGGAAUUUGCGAGAAAGGUUUGGAAUAGAUGAUUUGGAUUACAAGGAGUCAAUGACAAGAUGUCGGGUGUUUAAUCCUUCGCGAGCAAAACAACAAACGGAUUUGGUCGAUGGAAUAGGCAGAAGGACUCGUCAAUUGGUUCAGCGCGCCGCUACCUUCCCAUCGAUUACCCUUUCCUCUCCUUCUUCUGCCUCCUCGCACAAUUCUAUUCUAAACAAACCACUGCGUACCUGCAGUCUUAAACCGAAACGCCUGAGAUCUCAACCAGUGCUUGACGAUUCAUCUGGGAAGAGUGGUGCAAAAUUUUAUCAAUCUUACGACAAACUGUUUAUAAUUAAAACCCUCACGAGUGAAGAAGUGGAGAGGAUGCAUUCGUUCUUGAAACAUUAUCAUCCCUAUAUUGUCGAGCGACAUGGAAAGACAUUGUUACCGCAAUACCUGGGAAUGUACCGAUUGACCGUUGACGGUGUCGAGUACUACGUAGUUGCCAUAAGGAAUGUAUUCUCGAAUCAUCUGACGACGCACAAGAAAUUCGACCUAAAAGGCUCGACAGUAGACCGAGAAGCGUCAGAUAAAGAGAAGGAAAAGGAUCUCCCUACCUACAAGGAUAACGAUUUCGUUAAAGAGGGUAUGAAGAUUUACAUCGGAGAAGAAGCCAAAACUAAGCUAAUAGAAACAUUAACCGCUGACGUAGAUUUCUUAACAAGAUUACACUUGAUGGAUUACUCCUUGCUACUUGGCUUACAUGAUUGCGCGCGCGCCGAGCAAGAGAGCAGAGAACGUGCGGAAAGAGAAGAUGACGAGGACAAUCACGAAGAAGAGGAUGACAGCGAGUCAGGUAGUGGAUUGGAGUCUCGAGGCCCAUUGGCAGACCGCUUAUGGGGUUGGAGUGGCGUCGGUCACACGGUUACCAAUAUGGCAACACCUCCCGAGUCACCACAUGCAGCGUUAAUGCGUGACACCAGUUUACAGUAUGAAGAUGCAAUAAUACCUGAGCUAGAUAUUUAUGCCAUUCCUAGUAAAGAAGGUGCUCCCAUGAAGGAAAUUUAUUUUUUGGCCAUAAUAGAUGUGCUGACGCACUAUGGCGUACGUAAACAAGCGGCGAAAGCGGCAAAGACCGUCAAAUACGGUGCCAAUGUUGACGGUAUAUCCACCUGUGAUCCAGAACAAUACGGCAAACGAUUCAUAGAGUUCAUGAGCAAAGCCAUAGAGUAAAAAAUAUUAUUAAUCGUUGUGCAUAAAAUAAUGAAUUUACGACGAUAUUACUGUUUACUGUAUAUUGUCGGAGUGAAAUCGAAAUCGCAAACCGAAAGAGGGAGAAAAACAGUUUUGGAGGUUAAAUUGUUGCAGUCUUUAUUCGGUUUGCUUUUCGAUACCGAUUAUCUUCUUUAGCGUUUUCACUUGCGGUUCAUACACGAUCGUAUGAAUCUUGUUUCAGCUUUUAAGUGAACACGUCCUUCGCCGAUAUUGUUUAUUAAAUGUAUUUUACGGCAAGAGAUUUUUAUUCUCGAUUAUUACUUUAUGUCUAUGUUGCUUUGUUUAGUCAGUCUUCACGUGAAGAAAUGUGAUCGAUUUCUCAAAUUUGUUGAAAUUCUCUUUCUCCGUGAUAGAACUUUCAAUUGUAUAUAGUGUUAUACUUGCACACUUGCAAACGCGAGAAUUGUCAUGAAGUAGAAAAACGACGCCUCUUUUUUUUCUGUCACCUGUUCAUUUUAUCGCGCAUUUUUUUCCAUCAAUGAAAACGAUAGUUUUCGAUUGCUUCGAUAGUUUACAAUCUUGUAUCAUUCGAUGAAUCAUCUGCGACAGAAAAUAGCAUUGGAAUGUAACACCAAUUGGGCACAGGUAAUAUUAUCUGUGGAUUGAGAUAAAAAGCUCGAAGUCGCACAAAAUCUUAUCUACUGAUAUCAGUAACUGUAAUACUUGAAAUUAUAUUAGCAAUUUUUUUUAUAGCGGACUAUAAUAAACGGACAUGAGUCAUACUAUAUGCUACAGAAAGAUAUCUAACUUGAUGUGUUACCGUUGCAGUAAAUUUCACUCAAGCAUUGUGGCGCUUGCCAAGUAUAGAGCUGCCUGGAUAUGCGCCUAAUCAUAUUUUAACAUAUAAGAUGUAAUUUUAGUAGCGAUGAAACUAUUAUACGAUUGUCCGUUGUUUCGCUAAAUUAUUGAUAACAAUAUACACUUUGCAGUAUCGAAGGCAAUGUACACACACGCACACGUACACACACACGUGUAUAUAUGCAUAUACAAGUCGUUACGAAAUAAAAUACACUUUGUAAAUGUUAUAUUUAGUCCGGUUCGAUUAUCACAGAUCGAUAGUUCAGUUACUUCACAAAAUAUAUCUAUGGGGAAUGACACGAUCCAUUGAACGGUAUUAUCUACACGAUACAUAUCUAUCUUUGAUGCUCGUAACAACACUCGAGUCGGCAACUUACUACCGUGCCUUUCAUUUCACUAAACUACUAAAGAAUAUUCGAAAAAGACCCAUUGUUCUUCCGAAGAUAGGAUUCGAUCUGCAGAUCCGUGCAUAGUAUCGUAAAUUGUUUUAUUUAACAAGAAAAUAUUUGACGAAAAUUGAACGUAAUCGUUGAGCAAUUUGUUGUACUAUAUUAUGAGAAAGGAGAAUGUGUACUGCGUUACGUAAGACAAUAUCUAAUACACUUUUAUAUACAUAUAUAUAUAUAUGUAU
Messenger RNA from Mycetomoellerius zeteki, 3470 nucleotides. RefSeq names its product phosphatidylinositol 5-phosphate 4-kinase (gene PIP4K). The record is from RefSeq and is a predicted model, not a curated record. Bases 497 to 1999 code for a protein of 500 amino acids. Gene Ontology annotation, biological process: phosphatidylinositol phosphate biosynthetic process. Gene Ontology annotation, cellular component: plasma membrane. The transcript has 9 exons. Lineage: Eukaryota; Metazoa; Arthropoda; Insecta; Hymenoptera; Formicidae. Gene Ontology annotation, molecular function: 1-phosphatidylinositol-4-phosphate 5-kinase activity; 1-phosphatidylinositol-5-phosphate 4-kinase activity.